AUGUGGCGCGGUUUCGGCAAUGAAACCGAAUCGGAUGCCACUCCCAGCCAACGGAGCUAUUUUCGGCCCCGAAUAUCGUCCAUAUCGGGUGUACUGGCCAUGACCAAACAGCGAUUGUUUACGUCGACAAUGCCGGCCAUGAAGGACAACGACAUGGAGUCGACCGGCGGCGGCAUUAGCGGCGGUGUCGGCCAUACUUCCCAUUAUAAUCUGGCCAUUAAUCCGUCGGCCGGUAUCGAUAUGGGCAACGGUAUGAUUAUGAGUGGCGGCGGCGCCAGAUAUCCGUCGGCCGGCCGGUCAUCCUAUGGCGAUGUUUUUGCCUAUUCGGGUACAGCAUCGGGUCGACCGUCAGUCGAUUCGCAAACUGGUCAUCAUAUCUAUGGUAUUCAUUCGUCGGGUGACCCGCUGGCCAUUCAUGACCAAUCUGAUACCGACGGUGGUGCCGACAAUGAUGGCGGCAAAUGUACGGAUAAAUCGGCAAAAAUAUUAAGGGGUAUAACCUUAAUGCUAUUGAUAUCAUCACUAUGGGUGGGAACACUAUAUCUAUUGAAAUUAAGUUUUGAAAAUGAAAAAACAUCAAUUUAG
Messenger RNA from Oppia nitens, 585 nucleotides. RefSeq lists its product as uncharacterized. The transcript is spliced from 3 exons. The record is from RefSeq and is a predicted model, not a curated record. Lineage: Eukaryota; Metazoa; Arthropoda; Arachnida; Sarcoptiformes; Oppiidae. The coding region runs from base 1 to 585 and encodes 194 amino acids.